Molecule: messenger RNA, 555 nt
Organism: Lactuca sativa (garden lettuce)
Lineage: Eukaryota; Viridiplantae; Streptophyta; Magnoliopsida; Asterales; Asteraceae
Source: RefSeq, a predicted model, not a curated record
AUGAUUCAAAAAGAUAUUGUCAAUUGCUUUUCAAAAAAGAUAAUCAAGUCUACUUGUGAUGAAAUUGGUAAAGAUGUGUUUGUUAUAUUAGUUGAUGAGUCUAGUGAUAUUCCCAAAAAAGAACAGAUGACUAUAGUUUUGAGAUAUAAUGAUAGACUUGGGAUUGUUAAGGAAAGAUUUAUUGGAGUUGUUCAUGUGUUGGAUAUAUCUUCUUUGACUCUUAAAGCUGCCAUCGAUACCGUAUUUACCGACCACAACUUGAGUAUGGCUCAGUUACUAGUUGUGGCGAUAGCAAAUAAACAUGAUGAUGUUGAAGAAUUCUUUGAAAAACUAGUUUUGAUGGUUAUUGCUGUUUGUGAAAGAGGGUUGAAUCAAGAGAUUUCUCUUGUUCGAGUUGGAGAUACUAGAUGCGGUUCACAUUAUAGAACAAUUUUAAGUUUGUUGAAUUUGUUUGCAGAAGUUGUUGCGGUCCUUAAAUAUGUCAAAGAUGAGAGGUCUACUUUAUGUAAUCGUAAUCGAGCAAAGGGUAUUUUUGUCAUAUUUCAAGAUACUUGA